Penicillium hordei is the source of this 1821-nucleotide messenger RNA. RefSeq names its product LipA and NB-ARC domain protein. The transcript has a single exon. Lineage: Eukaryota; Fungi; Ascomycota; Eurotiomycetes; Eurotiales; Aspergillaceae. Bases 1 to 1821 code for a protein of 606 amino acids. The record is from RefSeq and is a predicted model, not a curated record.
AUGUCAUCUGAAUAUUUAAGCCCAAGUUAUCCACCGGAUUCAUUUCGCGUCAGACGGAAACCCGUGUCAAACCCGAACUUGCGUGCUACGGCGCAUGCCGAUCAGCGGGAAGCAACAGCCUGGGCUGCCAGUACCCCAUCUCUUGUGCCCCCAUUACAGCCCCCGUCAUAUACGGACCUUUAUGGACCGCCGCCUCCUAGGCCUAUAAGUCCAGGCUCACUGCCGCGACCAAGGACAGCGGGGCCAACUUCAUCCUCGACUCCCCCGCCGCCGACGCCUGUUCAAAAGGCAUACAGCGAAGCGCGGCAUUUCCUCACCGGUCUAAUCAAUCGUCCGACAGAAUCAAACAAGCAUGUCACUAUUUUGCGACAUUCCCAUGGACUAGUUUUCUACCGUGGACCGACUACAUCGGUCGCUAUAUCAAUCUUCUCUGAUGCCCCCUUACCACCUGAACACACCUUGUGGUUGCAGAGCAAAGGUUGGAGCGGGAAGACCGGGAUGCAAUUCAAGUCGUUUCUCCGUCUCCGGGAUAGCUGGCUAGACGUGACCCCGGGUAUGCCAUUGAGGGCUGACCAGGUGACUCCAGAUGAUGAACGAGCUUGGCAACGCGACAUCAAGAAAUUUCGGAAGAAGGCCCCGCCUCGUCCACGCGAUACACAUCAGCUACGUGAGACUGCCGUUGUGCGGAUUCCCGCUGAAGCCGGCGAUGGGUAUUUUCAGCUAGUUCUCUGCCAAGGAAUUAAGAAAAAGGUGCUGGGCAAUAGCCCCGUCUUCCGGGUGCUCUCUACAUCCACUGCCCCCAGCUCUAUCCGUGGCGCGAGCUUGAGCACGCUGCCCCUGGAGGUUGGGGCUAUGAUUGUGAGCCUUUAUGCUCAAACUGCAGCGCGAACCGCGGCAGGUCCUGCUGCGAUGGCCAUUCAAGCCAAAGCUGCCCCGUUUCAAGCCAAAGCUGCUGCGGUUCGUCCAUCGUGGGUGACAAAGACUGCGGUUCAGAAGGCUUACACUACUAGUGGCAUCGAAAACCGCGUGGGCGGUAUUAUCAAUGGCCCCAAAGGUCCUAUUGGGAGUCCUCAGAUAAAUGUAGUAGCGCCAGAAAUAGCUGGAAGCGGCCCGGUCUCUAUCGAUGUCGGUCCUCAACCACCAUUCCCUAUGACAUUCAAAGCUCGCUGUCAAACGGAUCAAAUUCCAGACCUCAGCAACUCUGACGAUAUACCGAAGUUAAGCUUGAUCAGAAUGCCCGACUGGGUAACAGAGCAGUUAAGGGGCUACUUCUUCGGCUGGGCUCGAUUCGACUCCGGGCCGAGCAAAGGUUCCUCGACUGGUGAAUGGUGCCCAGCUAUCUUGUCCGUGCGAGCAUUAGAUCCCCUCCAGGCGGUGAGAGUGAACCUGGCUCAAAUAUCGAAACGCGUGGUUGCAAUUCGCCUGCUCGAGGAUGUUUCUCUCCCAACAAGCAAAAUCGAGAUUCGGGUUCUGGGAUACCUUCGCGCUGAAAUCCCACCACCCACCGGGACCACGAGUAAAGAACUUGCAGAGGCGCAAGCGGCAGCUGCAGAGGCGGCUUUGCUCGCUGAUGUAUAUGACGCAUCUGUUGUACAGGAUACUCUGGCUCAUCCCGCAUGGGUCGCAGAACACCCGGCGACCUCGGACCUUCAACAAAACUCGAGUUGGAUCGAUCGCACAGUCGAGGGGUAUACCAACAUCGUCACCCGUGGACAGAAGUUGGUAGAGCAAGUUCCAUUGCACCUGGUUGGUAUUCGCUCUGUUACCGAUGAGCUCAGAGAGAGCCAAGUUGCUGUAAACGGGUUUUAUAUAGUCCGCUAA